Molecule: messenger RNA, 2414 nt
Organism: Panicum hallii
Lineage: Eukaryota; Viridiplantae; Streptophyta; Magnoliopsida; Poales; Poaceae
Exons: 12
Coding region: 42-2057 (671 amino acids)
Source: RefSeq, a predicted model, not a curated record
ACCCUAGAGGCGGCUGCGCGGCACGCGUCUCGGGUUCGGUGAUGGAGGUGGAAGGCGGCGGCGGCGGCGGCCGGGAGGUGGUGGAGCUUGAGGACGCGGUGAAGCUGCUGGUGGAGCACCUCGUGAAGCCGGUGCUGCCGCACGGCACGCUCCGGCGGGAGGAGGCCCUGAAGCCGGAGAACCAGGACGCCGUGGCGCGUCAGAUCCACGCAACGGUUCUCCUGUACAACUAUUACCACCGGAAGCAGUUCCCACAGCUUGCAUUCGCCGAUCCCGAGCGAUUCUGCGUGAAUGCCUCCCUCACUGCCGGGGAAGCUCUGCUCGUGUACCUGCAACAGGUCCAUGAGCACCACGACAACGGCACAGGGGGUUGGCUCUCGGUCACUGACAAGGCAGUUGUCGACGCCUGCAAUAUUGCCGAGGUGCUUGAUGCCACGAAGGACUCCCCCGAGAUGAUCAUGUGGCCCAUCUCCAAGGUCGCUGUUCUGCUUCUCAAUAGGACAAAGAAGAUGUGUUUGGUCGAGCAUGGAUCUCAAACCAAGGGCGUCUUGUCGAUCUUGGAGAAAGAUAUCACGAUGGCAUUGGGUGGAUCGCGUAGCAGUGAUGUGUCAGUGCAGGAAUCGAGCAAUAAGUCCGUAGCACUUCCUUCUGAACCAUACGUGCUUCAGCAGAUUGCAUAUUCAGAGGCGGAGCUCAAAACAGGUAUCAAGCGUGCAAACUUGCGUUUUCUCGAAGAACAUCGGGUGUACUCAUUGAGUAAAAAAGGGACAGCUACGAUGAUGUUUGUUCUGCAGUAUGAGCAAAAUAUCAAUAACAAGCUUAAGGAAAUGCCUUUGGAAGUUCUGGCCUACAGGAUGAGUGGUUCUAUAUUUAGUAGUGAUCCGUGUCUUGCAACGACAUCUGUUGUUGAGUGCUAUCAUUUACUGCCAUACAAGGAGGUUCUGUUAAACAUCCUGAACAGGUCAUGGCCUUUGAAUUCUUCACUGAGUGCUCCAAAGGAACGAUUAUUUCAAAAUGGAAACCCUUCAUCCCACUCUGAAAUAGAUGAAAGUUUGAAGGAACAAGAAGCUAAUAGCAAGUCCAAACUGAAAAAAAUAAACACAAACGUUUCAACUCCAAAGAAAAAUAAACAGGUAGUAAAAGCAGUUAGUGAUAGUGGCACCAACAAAUGCACCAUCAGCAAAAACAAAAAAAACAGCAACACAAACAGCAAAAGAAAAUCCGAAACGUUCAAGGCUACACUCCCUACCUACCCGGAGCAUGGGGAUGGCAAGAGCCCUGCAAAAGAAACUGACUCACUUGCUGCUCCAGAUGUGGAAAGUUUAAAAUUCGUGAGCGCAAAACCCGCAAAAGCAACAAAUGGAGGUUCUGUAGACUUACAAGCCAGAGUCCAAAUGGACAAGGACAGAAGAGAGAAGCACUCGGAGAGUAGAAAUACAACCCAAGAUAUCAUUCUGGCACCAUAUGUUGAUCCUGUAAUUAACAAUCAUGCUUUGGAAAGCCAAAAGGAGAAAGUCACAGUAAAGUCUGGUGGCAUCACAGAUAACAUGAAUGUUCAGAAGUAUGCGACACUGCAGUUACUUCAGAAGAUGCGGGAUGAUACUCUCCGUGAGCAUUGCAUGCUUGGAGAUCAAAGUGCUCAGUAUGAAAUGGAAAUUCAAACAAUCUUGUCAGAAGGGGAUAUGACACCUAAAGUGACGUCAAUCGUGAAGAAAUAUGAGAACAACUGGAACAUGAUAGAUGAUGCCAAUCCAACCUGCUCUGGAAAAGGAUGCCAGAACAUGAACUUAAAGAGGAAGAAACUGAAAGAGGCCAUUCUUCUACGCAACAAAUGCCAGGAACUGGAUGACAUAUGCCGUGAGAGCAAUUGGAUUCUUCCAAGAUACAAAGUACUUCCUUCAGUUACAGGCGAUAUGUACCAGGCCAGUGUCUACCUUAUGGGCCCAGAUUUCAACUUGAGUGCGGAUGGUGAUAGGAAGAUCACCCCUCAUGAGGCGCGUGACUCUGCAGCUUCCAACAUGCUGCACCAGCUUCAGCAGAAGGCAAAGGAAAAUUAGAAGAGCAGCAGGUCUUCACAGCAUCCCUUGAUGAUGCAGCGUUAUCUGGCUGCGACUUUUGAAAUAAGGAAGCGAGCAGGCGGCUGGAAAAAAACGACCAUCACAAGCUCAGAAUUUGAAACACCCUGGGGGAAGCAUCGUCCAGUUACGUUGUUUUGCUGUUGUAACCUCCAGUGGUUGCUGGGUCACGCACCGUGGUUAUUCUAAAUUUAUGGAUACUAUUACUAGUUGCAGCGCAUUAUAUUUGUGAACUUAGCAUAGUUUGGGUUAUUAGAUGGUUCAGUCUGCGGUCAUGUAGCUUCGAUACUGAAGCUGUGUUUUUUUGCUCGCCGUCCUUGGUUUCACUUGUUAGCUUGG